This is a messenger RNA of Ceraceosorus guamensis, 288 nucleotides long. RefSeq lists its product as hypothetical. The record is from RefSeq and is a predicted model, not a curated record. NCBI's taxonomy places the organism in Eukaryota, Fungi, Basidiomycota, Exobasidiomycetes, Ceraceosorales, Ceraceosoraceae. The coding region runs from base 1 to 288 and encodes 95 amino acids. The transcript is spliced from 3 exons.
AUGGCGCAAAACUCCGGUUCGCAAGCUAGUCAAGGCCUCGGCGAUGGCGUCAAGGGCAUCUUCAACUCCAUCCACGGAGCAGGAGAGGCAAUUCGAGGAGCCAUCAACGAUGGGGCUGACAAAGUUGGCGAGGGCAUCGCUCAGGGAGGUAGCAGCAGCGCGGAUAACGCUGAGAGGCAAGCCAAGCUGAACCAGCAGGGACACAACCAGAACGAAAAUGUGGCUCAGAAAGGCCUGGAUGAGAUCAAUCAGGGCAUCGAUCAAGUGCGCAACGCGGGCCACAAGUAG